Micropterus dolomieu (smallmouth bass) is the source of this 1171-nucleotide messenger RNA. RefSeq names its product placental growth factor a (gene pgfa). Lineage: Eukaryota; Metazoa; Chordata; Actinopteri; Centrarchiformes; Centrarchidae. The coding region runs from base 16 to 510 and encodes 164 amino acids. The transcript has 6 exons. The record is from RefSeq and is a predicted model, not a curated record. Gene Ontology annotation, biological process: vascular endothelial growth factor receptor signaling pathway; induction of positive chemotaxis; vascular endothelial growth factor signaling pathway. Gene Ontology annotation, molecular function: growth factor activity; chemoattractant activity; vascular endothelial growth factor receptor binding. Gene Ontology annotation, cellular component: membrane.
AUGUUUUGAAAUCAAAUGAAAUUAAAGGGAUGGCAAUUGUUACUUAUCUUUUUGUGUAUUUUGCAGAUUUCACACCCUCCAGAAGAGGGCCACUCAGGAGUAAUGCCAUUCCUGGAGGUGUGGGCAAAGAGCAUGUGUCGGCCCAUUGAGCAGCUGGUGGAUGUGGAGCAGGAGUACCCUGGAGAAGUGGAGUAUAUCUACAUACCUGCUUGUGUCCCACUUUGGCGAUGCUCUGGUUGCUGUGCGGAUGAGAACUUAGUGUGCCAGCCUACCCUUGAACGCAACAUCACUCUGCAGGUGAAGAGGAUUCGUCCUAUGAUAUCUAUGCACGAAGUGGAACUCACAUUUGUGGAGCAUCACACAUGUGAAUGCAGACUCCGUCAGAAACGUCUAAAUAAUAAAAGCAGCGCUGAGUCUAUCAAGGACAGACCUCAGAGGAGGAAACAGAAGAAGACAGCAAACGGCUGUGGCAAGUGCCAGUUCCCUCAAAACAAGAUAAACCUUCACUGAUUCCCACAUCUGUCCAAAGUUUAAUCGGAUGAGUGACUUUGGAGUGACAAACAACUGCAUAUCUGUGAACUGAUCAUAUGUGACUAUUCAUCCUCUGUCUGCAUAUAUCUUUCCUAAUCUGUGCAUCCAUCAGACUUUCUAUCUUGCCCGAGGCAUUCUUUAGUUGUUUGAUUAAUUAUCACAGCAAACAACCACAUCUGCAGACUCCUCUCCACUCUAACUGCUUUUAAAUGAACCAACAUGACAAUUUAGAAUUUUAAAAUCUAGAUGCUUUUGUGUGAGGUUUUAAAAAUAGACAUAGUAUGUAUUAAGGAUAGGCAGCAGGAGAUAGCAGGUGGAAUGCUGCAAGCUUAUCAGUUGCCAGGGGAAAGGAUUAAAGCCUUCAUCCACCUUUAAGUGUUCAUGAUUCUCUGUCAGAUCAAUGGCAACAUUAACAGAGAGGCCAGGGACCUUCUCCACGACUUCUUGUUCAUUCACUUUUUGCAUAUUGACUCCUGUUUAUAAUUGCUGUGACACAAAUUCUGUAGGCCUACUGUUGCACGGCUACAGAUACUGAAAAAAAGAAAUCAUGUAGCCUAUGUGAAUUUCUGUAAGGUGUAAUUUCCUCUGCCUAAUUAUGAGACAUGAUAAGUUGAUUAAAUAAAAUCCACUCCAAGUACAA